Messenger RNA from Cladophialophora psammophila CBS 110553, 783 nucleotides. Its product is annotated as alcohol dehydrogenase. The record is from RefSeq and is a predicted model, not a curated record. The transcript has 2 exons. NCBI's taxonomy places the organism in Eukaryota, Fungi, Ascomycota, Eurotiomycetes, Chaetothyriales, Herpotrichiellaceae. The coding region runs from base 1 to 783 and encodes 260 amino acids.
AUGUCCGCCAAAGUCGCCCUGGUAACAGCCUCGUCGGCAGGUCUGGGAGCCGCCACAGUCAAGGCUCUGGCCCCUUACUUCCGGGUCGUGGUGAACUACUACUCGCGGCAGGAGAAGGCCGACCAAGUGAUCAAAGAAGCCUCUGCGAUCCAGGCCGCCACGUACAGCGCAGAACAAGAGCAGCCGCGCUUCCACGCCAUCAAAGCCGACGUGUCGAAACGCAGCGAGAUUGAGCGGCUCGUCAACGAGACGGUCUCCAAGAUGGGCCGGCUAGACGUCGUCGUGAGCAAUGCGGGGUGGACCCGGUUGACCAACUUCUUCGACCUAGAGCAGCAGAUCGUCGAGGACGACUGGGACCGGUGCUUCAACGUCAACGUCAAGAGCCACCUGUGGCUCCUCUACGCCGCCAAGCCGCAUCUGGAGAAGACGGCCGACACCGAGGGCGUGGGCGGCGCGUUCGUCACCAUUGCCAGUCUCGCGGGCGUCAGGCCCAGUGGGAGUUCCCUGCCUUAUUCCGUCACCAAGGCGGCUGAGAUCCAUCUUACCAAGGGGCUGGCGUUGAUUUGCGGGACGAAAGUCAGGUGUAAUAGUGUUAGUCCCGGCCUGAUGAUGACUGAAUGGGGCAACCAAUUUCCCGAGUCAAAAGUCAAGGCCACAGUCGACAAGGCCGCCUUGAAAUCGACGGCCACGCCGGAGGACAUCGCCGAUCAGAUCAAGACGCUGGUGCUGAGCAAGUCUAUUACGGGGCAGAAUAUCGUCAUGGAUUGCGGUAUUGCGAUAUGA